AACUUGUAUCAGUAUUGAUUUGUUCCAAGGAUUUAGUUUUUGAAAAUUAGUUGAAGCUGGGGAAUUGUUUUGGGGGUUUCGUUCAGACAUAACAAUUCCAAAACCUUCAUCCCAACCUGAUGACAUGAGUUUGGUAGAUACAAUCUUGUAUUGAUUUUGAAACUACCUCUGAGAUGUACACACCAGAACACUCUGCCACUCAGCAAAUCAAGCCGCAGCAAAGCCCAACAGCACCAGCAAACAACCCUAACAGCAGCAGCCCAGACCAGCAAAAGACGCCAGCCCCCAGUCCCAACCUGAAAAACAGCCCCAAACACAAGAUAGCAACACAGGCUACCCUCCCAACACAACUGUAGAUCAGCAGAUGCACAACCACCCUGCCACAGUAGCUGCACCAGUAGAACACCACUCACCAGCAGCUGCACCAGUUUGAGCCAACCUUUGGUCAGCAACUACCAAGUCAGUGAUGGCUACGUAUUCUCUCAUUUUUCAAUUUGGCAUUUAAACCUACAAGUUCUUGAAAUUGUUACACUUUUUGAUGCGUUAAUGAUUUUGCAUUACAGCAAAAUUGUAUUUUUAGUGGGUUACAAAUUGUAUUUUGAAUUACAGCAAAUUCUCAUAACAAAGCUCUAUUCUUUUGGAAAUCAAUUCAGAUUUGUGCUGAGAAUCUAGCAACACAUCAGAAUCAAGAUUUGUGCUUUACAAGAACCGAAAAACAAAGGAUUGCUGCUCCCAAGUCCUCCAGCAAAAGUCUUAACAGCAGAUGGAAAAGAAGAUCAGUUCUUUACCCCCCAUCUGGAAAAGGUGAGAGCUCGCAUAUGCUAUCCACUCCUACAAUCAGCACUCCACUAAACUUCCAACUACCAAGCUCUGAGUCAAUAGUGCCUAUUUCAGCAUCUAUUCACACUUCAGAGGUAGCACCUCCAUCUGAAGCCGAACUGAAAGUGCACCGCAACUUAAAUUUUCUCAAUUUGAAUCUUCAUCCAAUCCAGAAGAUUCCAUCUCCUAAGGUGCUUCACUACAUGUUGAUAAAGAUAAUUUCUUUUCUCUUUAGGACUUUUAAACAAAUGCUUGGUAGUUGAACAUUGCCUUUUGAAGACUACAGUUUGGACAUGUAUGCUACAUUUUGCUUAUUUCUAUAUCAACAUAUCUACAUUAUGUUGUAUGUGAACAACUUGCUUAUCAAUUCUACAAUCCAAGAACUUGUUUCUUGUUUAAUUUGCUCAAUUCCUUAAAAUCAAUAAUUACAAAUUAAUUUGCGCAUAUUGAGUUGAUGUUGUUGUGUCUCGCUAUCUUCGUGAAUCUGUUGAGGGCUGUUUGCUGGUAGUGUUGUUUGUAGGUUGUUUUUGGUGGUUGCUUUGGUUUGGUCUGUUGAUGCUAUGGUAUUUAGAAGUGUGGUUGCUGCUGGUGGAUGUAGUGUACUGGCUGGUUCUAUAGCAGGUUGGAUUGUGUGCUGUUUGUUUGUUGGUGCAGUUUGAGCAUUGUAAAGCAGCUUUCAGCUUGGUUUGCUUGGUGCUGGUUGCUUGUGGUUGCUUUGCUUGAUGCAAUUAGCUACUGAUGUUGCUUGCUUGGGAGUUGUUGCUACAGGGAUUCAAUUAAAAAUAAGGAUUGGAAUAAUGGGCGUUAAUUUAAAGGUGGCAUUAAUAAUUCUGGUAACAUUGUUCAUUUUCUCCGGCACAGUAGAAGCAAAAAAGCCAUUAGAUCCUUAUAAGGUUCUAGGUGUUGAUCGGGAUGCUAGUCAACGUGAUAUUAAGAAGGCUUUUCACAAGCUUUCUUUGCAGUAUCACCCUGACAAAAACAAGAGUAAAGGUGCUCAAUCAAAGUUUGAGGAGAUAAAUAAUGCUUAUGAAAUUUUAUCUGAUGAACAAAAGAGGAAAAACUAUGAUCUAUAUGGAGAUGUGAGAGGGGGCCCUUCAUUCGAUGGUGGGAGUGCAGGAGAUUAUGGUGGAUAUACUCAGUUCACAAGUGGAGGAUCAGGACAGUGGCAAAAAAUGGGUGGAGGUGCAUCAGGACAGUGGCAAAAUAUGGGUGGAGGUGGCCGGUCUUUUUCCUUUUCCUUUGGUGGACCUGGUGGUGGAAACCAUUUUGAUUCCCGUCUCAAUGAUAUGUUUGCAAACUUCUUUAGUAGUGAAACGGGUGGUGGUUCAGGCUUUGGUGGCUUUGGUAGUUCCUCUGGAUCUAAAUUUGGAGGCUCAGCUGGAUCGCAAUCUGGAUUUAAGCGGCCCCCUUCAGGCUUUGGUAGUUCCUCUGGAUCUAAAUUUGGAGACUCAGCUGGAUCGCAAUCUGGAUUUAAGAGGCCCCCCAAGAUUGUCCAUGCUAUAAGUUCACAGAUGUUUGAGAAGGAAAUAAAUGGCAAGGGUAUCACUUGGCUUUUGCUUUCUUAUUUGCCGUCAGCGAUGUCAGUUCAGCAGUAUGAAUCAAUGUUGGAGGAAAUUGGAAACUCAUUGAAAGGAGCUUUGAAAGUUGGUAAAAUAAAUUGUGAUAAUGAAUCUACCUUUUGUAAAAAGCACGGAAUCCAUCCUCGUAAAGCACCCAGAUUAUAUGUUUAUUCUUACAUAACAAAUGAAAGUGGUUCCUUUGUGGAGUACAAUGACGUGUGGGAUGCGAAAAGUUUGAAAAGUUUUUGUCAAGAACAUUUACCGAGGUUUUCAAGACGCAUCAGCCUGGACAACUUUCAGCCUUCUUUUGGUUCUGGGGAAAAAUUGCCUCGAGUUAUGCUUCUCUCAACCAAAAAAGAUACUCCUGUUAUUUGGCGUGCUCUUAGUGGCUUGUAUCGCAAACGGUUUAUCUUCUAUGACACACAGGUUAAUGAUGUUUCUGUUCCAGAGGUUCGAAAGUUAGGUGUUAAUGCACUGCCUGCUGUAGUUGGGUGGUUGUCAAAUGGUGAAAAACAAAUACUAAAAGCAGGAAUAUCUGUGAAAGAUUUAGAGUCAGCUGUUCAGGAACUUGUUACAUUGCUCGAGAGUUUCGAAAAGAAGAAUAAGAUUGUUUCAAAUCAGGCGAAGAAAUCCCAGAGUGAAUCAUCUACCAAUCAAGUCCCGCUGUUGACAGCAUCAAACUUUGGUGAUCUUUGUGGAGAAGGAACUCCUGUCUGCCUGAUUGGUGGCUUUAGAUCAUCAAAAGCAAGAAACAAACUUGAAUCAAUCCUAUCAAUGGUUUCCCAGAAAUCAUUAUCAAGGAGAAGAAACCUUUCAUUUGAAUCAAAAGAUUCCAUCGUUUACGUUAUGGUUGAUGCAACAAAGCAGCAGUCGUUCCUGAAUGCUUUUGAUAAAUCUGGAUUCAGAUCAGCAAACAGCUUCUUAGUGGCCUAUAAACCUCGGAAAAGCAAGUAUGCAGUGUAUACCGGGGAUCUGAAUGCUGAAGAAGCUGAGAAAUUCAUCAGCUCGGUUCUCAGUGGUGAUGUACAAUUUACCAAGACACGGGACAAACCAAAGUUCAUGUAGAGAUAGCAAUCAUAGUAACGCAACUAAAAUUGUAAGCAGUGUACAUACAAUAUAGCUUCGAAAACAGUUCAAACAUAAGCAUCCACCGUAGCGCAGAAAUGUAUAAUAAGAGUUUAGAGUGUGGUGAGAAAAUUGAUAUUUUUUUUGUCAUAAAUCUCAGAUUAAUAUUUAGGACAGUUGAUGAUUUGUGUUCCCUUGUGGAAUCUGGGAUGGGUUGGAAGCCCUCCUUCGGAAAAUUUUGGAAGAUCCAUUGGAUCUCAGAGCAACUAAAAUGUUGUAAUUGUGGAACUUUGUGUAGAUUUUUUUUAAAUUUCUGCUAACCUCUUGAAAGAUUGAGAUAUAUCUCAAGUCCAACUCAUUAAAGAUUAAUGUCUAUUUACGUGUAUGAUCAAGGAAGCCGAAUGUUGGGUCCCUCAUGAUUAAAUCAAAAAAAGCUU
This is a messenger RNA of Amaranthus tricolor (Joseph's coat), 3880 nucleotides long. Its product is annotated as dnaJ protein ERDJ3A. The transcript has 9 exons. NCBI's taxonomy places the organism in Eukaryota, Viridiplantae, Streptophyta, Magnoliopsida, Caryophyllales, Amaranthaceae. The record is from RefSeq and is a predicted model, not a curated record. The coding region runs from base 1542 to 3443 and encodes 633 amino acids.